AGGGGAACAAACAUUUUGCUAUUUCCUCCUCUCGGAUACGAGCUGCGUGACGCUGACUGUCCACCUAAACAUAUAUAUCUGCAUUUAUCAUCUUCCCAUUGAGUUUUGAGUGAAGACUGUGGUUAUUAUUUGUGUGCCGUUGUUUGUGCUUCAUCAUGGCAGUCGUCAUCCGUUUACAGGGACUGAGUGUCACAGCAGAAUCUGCAGAUAUUCGCAGGUUCUUCACGGGCCUCAAAAUUCCAGAUGGAGGUGUGCAUAUAAUUGGCGGACCUCUAGAGGAAGCUUUCAUUAUCUUUGCUUCAGAUGAAGAUGCCAGAAGAGCCAUUGCACGGUCAGGGGGAUUCAUUAAUGGGUCACCUGUGAGAUUGUUGCUAAGCAGCAAACAAGAAAUGCAGAGUGUGCUUGAAAGAGCAACGCAAAAGGCAAACUUUGAUCAGAUGGGGCGACCUGAGGGCAAUGGGAGAGCAACUCGAAGAUCCAUGGAGUCCGAGGUGGACAGAAGAUCAAGAAGCCGGUCGGGUUAUAGCCCUCCUUCCCUGCAUCAACGGCCGUCAGUCACCAAUCCUGACCCUUUCAUUGUGUUUCUUAAUGGUAUGCCUUUCUCAGUAACAGAACAAGAUGUGUACAAAUUCUUUCACGGUUUGUGCAUUGUUGACAUUAUCUUGUGUAAACACGAAAGUGGCCAAAACAAUGGCAAAGGCUUUGCCAAAUUUGCAUCGAAGGAGGAUACAUUGGAGGCCCUAAAGCAUGAUGGGAAAUACAUGGGGUCAAGGUAUGUUGAUGUUCGCCAAACAACAGCUGAUUUUUGGCGGAAAGCUGCUGCUAGAAGGCAAGCCGCUAACGACACAAUGGAGACAUUUGAAAGGGGAAGAGCACCUGUUCGCAAUCGGAGAACCCCAGAGUAUCAAGCUAGGUCUCGAUCCCCUGUGGGCCCGAGGCCAGUUGGUCCUAAUGAGGAGGAAUACUGUGUGCUGUUGGACAAUCUGUCCUUUGCAGUGGAAAAAGAUGACAUAAGGCACCUUUUUCGUAAUGCAAAACUCGAGAAUGAUCAGAUUCUGUUUCUAACUGACGAUUCUGGCAGAAGAACCAGGUCGGCCUUUGUGCUCUUCAAGAGCAUCAGUGAGUAUUGGGAUGCUAUAAGUAAGGAGAAGGUGCAUUUUCUUAAUCGAUGGAUUCAUAUCCGGUCCAUCUCAAGAGAGAACAUGAUCAGGCUACUGGAGUCUAAAAAUGAACCAAGUGGAUCACCUGGUAACUCUGAAAAAUAUCAGGAAAGGCCUUCAUCUUCCUUUACUAGGGACCCUUAUGACUCUGAGAAAAUCUGUGCAUUUGUAAGGAACCUCCCAUUUGACGUGAGAAAGGUUGAGAUAAUAGAUUUUUUUAACGAGUUUAAUGUCACAGAGAACAUGGUACGGGUUCUGUAUGACCAUAAAGGUGAAGGGGUCGGGCAGGCUUUGGUUCUCUUUGAGUCUGAGAGGGAGGCAAUGGGGGCCCUUUCUCUCAAUGGACGGCGGUUUCUGGGCUCUGAAGUUGCAGUGAAGUGCAUUACUCGUGCUCAGAUGGACCAGCUGUCCAAAGAGCAACCAGAAGUACAGCAGGCGUUACCGAAAACGGGGCAGAACUUUGCCAGGAACAUGGAGCCUUACUAUGGAUCUGGUGAGAAUGCUUCAUACUCUGAUAUGAGGAAAUCCAGGGAAGGUAGUUUACCUAUUCAAGAGGAGCGUAUCCGUGGAGGCUAUGACUCCGAACCUCGUGGGGUAAGAGCUCAUUCUCCGCGGGACAGGCGCAGUGGAGGACGUGGGAGGUUUGGUGCACCUACUCAGCAGUACGAUGGUCCCACCUGUGUGCAGUUGGUUAACCUGCCGUUCCAGAUCAGGACUGAGGAGGUUUAUGAUUUCUGUUACGGAUAUCGCAUCAUACCCGGAUCCGUUUCACUUCAGUACGAGGCCAGCGGAAAACCUAAAGGCUCGGCCACUUUGGUUUUCGAGUCUCGCCAGGAGGCCUUAACUGCAAUUCGGGAGCUGAGUGGAAGGCCGAUCGGACCGAGAAAAAUACAGCUCAUACUUGUUUGAAAUAUUUUGUAGAUACAGAAAAAAAUAACAGCUGCAUAAGUUUUUGUGGGGGGUUUUUUGUACUUUUUUUUUUUUUUAGACAGAUGGAAAUGCAGCAUAGCUCCUUUGACAUAUAUUUAUUUUUGUAUUUUUUAUUCCAUGAAACUAGGCGGUUAUUUUUUUCUUUCCACUGAUGAAUAUGUACAUUUCUUUGAAACAUUAUUUGGGGUAUGUACAGGUAAAAAAAAACAUGUCAUACAUUGUUUUCAAAAUUAAAAAUAAUUUCAGUUUGA
Messenger RNA from Cyprinodon tularosa, 2341 nucleotides. RefSeq names its product RNA binding motif protein 12Bb (gene rbm12bb). The transcript is spliced from 2 exons. The record is from RefSeq and is a predicted model, not a curated record. NCBI's taxonomy places the organism in Eukaryota, Metazoa, Chordata, Actinopteri, Cyprinodontiformes, Cyprinodontidae. Gene Ontology annotation, molecular function: RNA binding. Gene Ontology annotation, cellular component: ribonucleoprotein complex; nucleoplasm. Gene Ontology annotation, biological process: regulation of RNA splicing. Bases 156 to 2069 code for a protein of 637 amino acids.